AUGUCUUCAGCACAGCAACGUUUGUCUUCUAUUGCCAGCCAGCUCUCCGCUCCCGGAGCAGCAAAGCAGAAGAUCCUGGCCAAGAACCCCGAUGAUGUGGUCAUCACGCUGGCCGUUCGCACUCCCCUGACGAAAGCCCGGAAAGGUGGCUUGAAAGAUACCAACUUGGAUGAUCUGCUCGUGUCGCUACUGACGUCUGUCCGCGAACGAUCGAACCUGGACCCCAACCUUGUCGAGGAUGUCUGCGUCGGAAACGUGCUGUGCCCCGGCAACGCCUACGUCGCUCGCUCUGCCGUGCUGGCGGCCGGGUUCCCCGCGACAGCCGCCGCGUCCAUCGCCAACCGAUUCUGCUCGUCCGGCUUGCUGGCCAUCCAGAACAUUGCCAACCAGAUCAUCUCCGGCUCAAUUAACGUCGGUAUCGCCGUGGGAGCCGAAAGCAUGAGCACCAAUGCCGACGGUGGCGCCCCGGAUAUGUCCGAGAAGAUCAUGUCGCACCCCUUGGCGUCCCAGAACAAGCAGCCCAUGGGUCAAACCUCUGAGAAUGUUGCGGGCCAGUUCAACAUCUCUCGGGAGCAGCACGAUCGAUUCGCUGCGAACAGCUACCAAAAGGCGGAGCGCGCCCAGAAGGCCGGCUGGUUGGACGACGAGAUCGUUCCCGUCCACACCCAGAUCAAGGACCCCAAGACUGGUGAAGUGAAGAAUGUGGUCGUGGACCGGGACGACGGCAUUCGCUACGGCACCACUGCCGAGUCGCUCGGCAAGAUUCGCUCGGCCUUCCCCCAGUGGAAGCCCAGUGCCACUACUGGUGGAAACGCCAGUCAGAUCACCGACGGCGCUGCGGGUCUCAUUCUCAUGAAGAGAUCGCGUGCUCAGGAGCUGGGACAACCCAUUCUGGCCAAGUUCUGCGGAGCUACCGUUGCCGGUCUGGAGCCCAGAAUCAUGGGUAUCGGCCCGUCCAUCGCUAUCCCCAAGAUCCUCGGCAAGUUUGGCUUGUCCAAGGACGAUAUCGAUAUCUUUGAGAUUAACGAGGCGUUUGCCUCUAUGGGCACAUACUGCGUGCAAAAGCUUGGUCUUGACGAGGCCAAAGUGAACCCCCGAGGUGGUGCCAUUGCCAUCGGUCAUCCGCUGGGAUGUACUGGAGCUCGCCAGGCGGUUACUGCUCUUUCCGAGUUGCGACGACAGAACAAGAGAGUGGCCGUCACCUCCAUGUGCGUUGGAACGGGAAUGGGUAUGGCCGGAAUCUUUGUUUCGGAGCACUAA
Molecule: messenger RNA, 1260 nt
Organism: Aspergillus melleus
Lineage: Eukaryota; Fungi; Ascomycota; Eurotiomycetes; Eurotiales; Aspergillaceae
Product: putative peroxisomal 3-ketoacyl-coA thiolase (Kat1)
Exons: 6
Coding region: 1-1260 (419 amino acids)
Biological process (GO): phenylacetate catabolic process; fatty acid beta-oxidation
Cellular component (GO): peroxisome
Molecular function (GO): acetyl-CoA C-acyltransferase activity
Source: RefSeq, a predicted model, not a curated record